Messenger RNA from Drosophila guanche, 775 nucleotides. Its product is annotated as Y' element ATP-dependent helicase YJL225C-like. Lineage: Eukaryota; Metazoa; Arthropoda; Insecta; Diptera; Drosophilidae. The transcript is spliced from 2 exons. The coding region runs from base 38 to 733 and encodes 231 amino acids. The record is from RefSeq and is a predicted model, not a curated record.
AAACAAAAGGAAAACGAAACCAAAAAGCACACAAAACAUGAAGGGGAUCUACACAUUAGCUCUGCUAUGGCAGCUAUUCCUAAUGGCCCAGCUGCCAUUGGGGGAUGCCAGGAGUGUGUCCAUUGCUGCAAUACAACAGCAGACUAGCAGCGGUGGUAACAGCAACACUAACAGCAACAGCAGCUCCACCGCGACCAGCAGUAGUCUGCCAGCAGCAACGCUGUCUGCUAACCCUGCUGUUAACUCUACAGCUAACACAGCUGUUAACUCUACUGCUCACCCAACUGAUGACUCCUCUGCUAAAACUGCUGUUAAGUCUACAGCCAGCCCCGCUGGCAACGGCAACUCUUCUGCUUACACUGCUGCUAACACCGCUGUUAGCACCGCUGUUAACUCUUCUGCUGAAUCUUCUUCUGCUGCUAUCACUGCUCAAUCAUCGCGAUCCACCAUCAAGCACAUUCGGCGGCGUAAGCGUGAAACUCUGGUGGACAUACCAUUCGAUUUUCACACCAAACAUCUUUCCUGCGACGUCGAUGUGAAGUCAAUAGACUAUUUCGUUGAUAGUUUGUAUGGUUCGUGCAUUUGGGCAUUCAACAAUAGGUUUGCCCACGAGGGAUUCUGGCGCGUCUGGCAGAUCUUUAGACUGGAGGCAUUCAUGUUUGGUCAAUACCACGAGCGCAUGAAGCGCUACGAGAUCGAUCCUCACGGCUAUGUUUGGCCAUUAGGUCAAUAGUUGGACUACAGAUAUCAAUAAAAUGAUGUGUUUAAACUUGAA